AUGUUCUUCUCAUCACCCACCUCUAACAUUACCCCGGCCAUGACAUCGGUGGCUAUGUCGCGUUCAGACUCUCGCGACUCCACCUCGUCCAACGCCAACUACUACACUUACGCGCCUACCUCUGCCUACACGGCACUCGUGAGCGCGUCACCCACCUCGGCAUGGCCUACCUCUCAAGCCCUUGCUCGAACAGACAGCAACGCAUCAUCCACCUCUACUUCGACUUCAUCACAGGCUCAAUCCAUUGCCAUGCGCCGCGACAGCAGCAACUCAACGUGGAUGCCUAGUCCUUACAGGUCAUGCAUGUCGUCCUUUGGCGCCGAGCCCAACUCUUACCUGUCUGAUGACGACCUUCUCUGUCCCGCCGAGGAGCUCAAUCUUCCUGUGGAGAACAUUCCGGCGUUGGCUCCCAAGAAGGAACUCACCACCGAAGAGCAAAUUGCCUUCGUGCGUGAACUACAAGAGAAAGAGGUCGCCGCCAACUACCCCCAGGCAGCAGCCCAUUACUCGCGAGACGCGGACGUCAGACGCAGAGUCGUUCGCUUCGCCAACCAGGAUGCCGCAAACAGCUCAAGCAAGUCGCGUCGACCCAGUGCCGUCAAGGGACGUCAGCCUGUCCAGCGACGUGGCACGCGCUGCCUGAACGGUCCUCAAUGA
Molecule: messenger RNA, 657 nt
Organism: Cladophialophora psammophila CBS 110553
Lineage: Eukaryota; Fungi; Ascomycota; Eurotiomycetes; Chaetothyriales; Herpotrichiellaceae
Exons: 1
Coding region: 1-657 (218 amino acids)
Source: RefSeq, a predicted model, not a curated record